AUGACCGUCUGGCAGCAGAUCAAGCGAGUGGAAUUGGCUGAUAAUGCCAUUCUGAUUUCGUUCAGGACUAUCUUCCCCGCUCCGGCUCUUCUCAAGCGCCACGCUCCUCUGUACUCUCUGGAUCUUCUUCAUCCAGAAUAUGCUGCUCUACUGGGUGCGAUAACUCCUCCCGUACAAUUCCAAGCCAUCCCAAUUCUCAGCGCGACCCAAUCCGGGUCCCGUUUCCUCACGAUUACCGCAGCCAUUGCUCGCUUCGCCAUAAUAAGCGGUAUCCUGAUUGCCUUGAAUGGCAAAUACCGCCCCUUCAUUUCCUCGGCUACAUCUACGUCACUGCCGACAUGGGCCUGUUCUCCCUCAACGAUUAUCCACCCGUGCGGGACUAAGGCGGACCCCAAGCCCCCCUCCCAGAGAUAUCGCAACCGCUACGGCCACAUGAGCGUUUAUGGACAGCUUGGACUGGAUUUUGGCAGUUGCUAUCCGGACGUUAAUGUUCAAUGCGCGGGUCUAGCUUCUGUUGGCACAUGUGAGUAA
Aspergillus pseudotamarii is the source of this 531-nucleotide messenger RNA. RefSeq lists its product as uncharacterized. The transcript is spliced from 3 exons. NCBI's taxonomy places the organism in Eukaryota, Fungi, Ascomycota, Eurotiomycetes, Eurotiales, Aspergillaceae. Bases 1 to 531 code for a protein of 176 amino acids. The record is from RefSeq and is a predicted model, not a curated record.